Messenger RNA from Castor canadensis (American beaver), 1721 nucleotides. It is a transcript of the gene Fbxl22, whose product is annotated as F-box and leucine rich repeat protein 22. The record is from RefSeq and is a predicted model, not a curated record. Gene Ontology annotation, molecular function: protein binding. Gene Ontology annotation, cellular component: cytoplasm. NCBI's taxonomy places the organism in Eukaryota, Metazoa, Chordata, Mammalia, Rodentia, Castoridae.
UCCUCCCUUGUUAAGCACAGACUGCAAGCCAAGGCAGAGUCUUCCUGGCCAGCCACCUCCAAGGAAAAUGCCCCGGGAAAAGCCAAAGCGCUCUCUGCUAACGCCAUUGUCAGCUAAGAGAAGAAAUCCCUUUUAAGGAAACCAGUUAAGUUCAACAGGCUGCUUUUCUGCCAGGACUUCCAAUCCCAGUGAACAUAAGCUGAACCACAGACUGCCGCAUGUAUGUCUAGAUCCUGGCUUUGCUCCCCCUUCAGAGCCUCGGCACCAGUUGUUGGCCAAAAAUAAACACCAUUCCUCAACCAUAUAUGUCCAAUGGCCCUGAGCUAGGGAGGAGCAGCAGGAGGCAGGUCAGACCCUGGCUGGAUGCACUCACGUGUGGCCACCACUCACCAUGCACAUAACCCAGCUCAACCGGGAGUGCCUGCUGCACCUCUUCUCCUUCCUGGACAAGGACAGCAGGAAGAGCCUCGCCAGGACCUGCUCCCAGCUCUACGAUGUGUUUAAGGACCCUGCGCUCUGGCCCCUACUCCACUUCCAUUCCCUCACUGAACUCAAGAAGGACAACUUCCUGCUGGGCCCAGCGCUGCGCAGCCUGUCCAUCUGCUGGCACUCGAGCCGCGUGCAGGUGUGCAGCAUCGAGGACUGGCUCAAAAGCACCUUCCAGAGGACCAUCUGCAGCCGCCACGAGAGCCUAGUCAGUGACUUUCUCCACCAGGUGUGCGAGAGGUGCCCCAACCUGGCUUCCGUCACGCUGUCGGGGUGCGGCCAUGUCACCGACGACUGCCUGGUACGCCUGCUGCUCUGCUGCCCGCGCCUGCGCGCCCUGCGCCUGGAGAACUGCGCGCGCGUCACUAACCGGACGCUGGCGGCCGUGGCGGCGCACGGGCGCGCGCUGCAGACGCUGCACGUGGACUUCUGCCGCAACGUGAGCGCCGCCGGCCUGCGCCGCCUGCGCGCCGCCUGCCCGCGCCUGGUCCUGCGCGCCGAGCACAGCGCGGCCAUGAUCCCCGACCAGCACCCGUGCCCACCCGCGCCCGGCGCGGCCCUCCGCAAGCUGCCGCCGCGCUAGACGGAGGGUGGGCCGCGCCGUCCGACCGUCCCGGCCUCGAGCCCGGGGCCUCCACCGCUGCCUCCUUAGUCCGUGUCCCCGUCUGCACGGCAGGGUAUGCUGUCUACCUCACGUCCGAGGCUUGGGAAACACUCGGUGGUUGUCACUGAACUCCGCACCGUUCCCCGCCCCCGCCAUCCUCGGGGACUCCUGCUGCUGGGGUCUACGUGGCCCCGGUGGAGAGGGCCUGAGCCCCCGAGCUCGCGGCUGCGCUCUGACAGGCCGGGGACCCCGGAGGACCCCCGCCUCCGGGCUUCCGCAACCCACCACCUGUGACGCCACGGGCUGCAGGAGGGGGAACCUGGGGCUGAGCCAGGACAGGAAGGUUUGCUCGCCUGGAGCAGAUGUGAUCCCAGCAGUGUGCACAAGCCAUUCUAGAAAAUCUCCCGUUCUUACACAAAGUGCUUACUUAUCCAUAUUGUCUUUCAUUCUCAUAAGGGAAGCAGACCAUCUGAAAAAAGAAAGCCAAGCUAAGUAUUUGUGGUGAUCAGGCUGUGUCCUGCUGUGAGUUACUCCAUGACGCAGAAAACUUGGCAUGCCUGUGACUCCGUUUAAUACUUCAUUUUGAGUGCAGAUAUCAAGGCAGAAUGACUGCAUCUUGUUCUUAUUUAAG